Molecule: messenger RNA, 2039 nt
Organism: Humulus lupulus (European hop)
Lineage: Eukaryota; Viridiplantae; Streptophyta; Magnoliopsida; Rosales; Cannabaceae
Exons: 13
Coding region: 85-1737 (550 amino acids)
Cellular component (GO): cytoplasm
Molecular function (GO): ribosome binding; GTP binding
Source: RefSeq, a predicted model, not a curated record
UAAGUAACGUCCGCAUAAAACGAUCUUCGAAACGACAGUCUCAGACAUACAGACUGUGCAACCAUAUUCUCCUUUCCAUCUAUCAUGACCGCAUGCUUCUCUUACUCUCUCACUCUUCCCUCCAUUACCACUAACCAUUUCUCUCUUCCAUGGCCUCCUUUAAACCCUAGUCGCUUAAUUUCCCCUAUUUUCCUCAGGAAAGCCUCCACUGAUUCGCCUAGAUUCUUCCCCAGAGUUCUCCAACAAGGUCCGGGCCUUGUUUCACCGGAAGACCUUUCUUUGCCCCUCAGCCCACCGGUUGAAACCACCGCUGAAGAAAACGAGGAGGCUCUUGGGGUUUAUGAUGGAAUCGCGGAAGAGGAUACUAUAUCUGAUGAUAAAGCCCCAAGUUCUUCGACUAGAGUUAAGAAGAAGACAGAGGAAGAUGACGAUUUCGAUAAUAGGUUUAAGCUUCGGAAUGGAAGAGAGGUUUUUGAAGAAAAAGCGUACCUUGUUGGUGUCGAGCGCAAAGGUGAUACAGAGUACUCCUUUGGUAUAGAGGAGUCAUUGAAGGAAUUGGCCCAGUUGGCAGACACCGCAGGGCUUAUGGUUGUUGGUUCCACGUAUCAAAAGUUAGCUUCUCCAAACCCGAGGACAUACAUUGGAUCUGGCAAGGUGGCAGAAAUUAAGAGUGCUAUUCAUGCCUUGGACACUGAGACUGUAAUAUUUGAUGAUGAGCUUUCAGCAGGACAAUUGCGCAAUUUGGAAAAGUGUUUUGGUGGAGAUGUAAGAGUUUGUGAUCGCACUGCCCUCAUUCUGGAUAUUUUUAACCAGCGUGCAGCAACACAUGAAGCAGCUUUGCAGGUAGCAUUGGCACAAAUGGAAUACCAAUUACCUCGAUUAACAAAAAUGUGGACUCAUCUUGAGCGUCAAGCAGGAGGGAAGGUGAAGGGAAUGGGAGAGAAACAAAUUGAAGUGGACAAACGUAUCUUACGCACUCAAAUUGGUGUGCUCAAGAAGGAGCUGGAAUCUGUUAGAAAACAUAGAAAGCAAUACAGAACUCGACGAACUUCUGUACCUGUCCCAGUGGUGUCUUUGGUUGGUUACACAAAUGCUGGAAAGAGUACGCUUCUAAAUCAAUUGACUGGAGCUAAUGUACUUGCUGAGGACCGAUUAUUUGCAACUCUUGAUCCAACUACUAGAAGGGUUCAGACGAAGAAUGGGAAAGAGUUUCUGCUCACAGACACUGUUGGUUUCAUUCAAAAAUUACCUACUACCCUGGUUGCUGCUUUUAGAGCAACACUAGAGGAGAUAACAGAAUCAUCGUUGUUAGUGCAUGUGGUGGACAUCAGCCAUCCCUUAGCCCAACAACAAAUAGAUGCUGUGGACAAAGUUCUAUCAGAUCUGGAUGUCUCCUCAAUUCCAAAAUUGAUUGUUUGGAACAAGGUUGAUAAGGUUGCCAAUCCUGAAAAGUUGAAGUUAGAAGCAGAGAAAAGAGGUGAUAUCGUAUGUGUGUCUGCUUUGAAUGGUGAAGGGUUGAUUGAGUUCUGUAAUGCGGUUCAGGAUAGAUUAAAGGAUACUAUGGUAUGGAUCGAAGCCUUGAUCCCUUUUGACAAAGGGGAGCUUUUAAGUACCGUACAUCAGGUUGGCAUGGUAGAGAGAACUGAAUACACGGAGAAUGGGACAUUAGUGAAGGCACACGUGCCUCUUCGAUUUGCAAGGCUACUAACACCUAUGAGGCAACACUCUAUUACCUGAUUUCAAUGUUUUUCUUGAAUGAGCACAAGUAUGGGAUGAGGUCUUAAAUCGUUACUCGGCAUACAAGUUCCUUAAUUCGAUUUGGCAGGUGAAAGAGAAUAUGUUCAUUAUAUGACAGAUUAAUCUAAUCUGACAGAUGUAGCAUAAGACACAUAUGUUCGUCCAAAGUAAAUGGCUGUGGCUGUUUAUCAUUCUGUACAUAUGUUGUAAUAAUAUUAAUGUUUUUCAGUACCUGAUCUCUCCAAAUCAUAUGUAGUUGAAUUUUGCAUUACUAUUUUUAUAGAGGGCAAAUGUUGUAUUUA